UCUAUCUCAUUAUAGCAUUGUAUUAUUUUACUGUUUAUAAUUGGCUUAAACUUAGCAUUUUAGUGUAAUGUUAGCUUAUUUAUAUAAUUAUACUCCUAAACUUAGAAAUUUACAAUCAAUCUCAUACAGUUAAGCCAUGAAUAGGGUAAAACAAGAACUAGAAUCGGAAAAUUUGGUGGCUUGUCGUAUUUGCCUGGCUUGGGAAGGCAGACUCUUUGAUAUCAGAGAAUGCGGUCUGGAUCAGGUCUAUGUGGAGCUUAUGGGCACAACUCUGUCAGCGUGGGACGGGUUCCCGCAACACCUGUGCGUGUGGUGCCGCGCGCAGCUGGCGCGGGCGCAGGCGCUGCGCGCGCGCGGCCGCCGCGCUGACGCUCUGCUCAAGCACGCACUCAUGCACCAGCACUUUAUUUCAAAUAGCUAUGUCCGAACUAUUGAUAGAAAAACACAAAAACUAACACAUCCUCUCUCUAACCACAUUACUAAAGAAACUUUUGAUAUUGUAUUUAAAGACACUAUUCAGACAAGCAAUGAUGUAAAAGAUGAAUUAGAACGUGAUAUGACAGUUGGCGAUGAUCAUGUUGAUAUGGAUGAUGAUCUAUUUCUACCUAAUGAUAAUAUGAAACCAUUUGAUAUUAACUUUGCUGAUGUCUCACUAGUUAAAGAUGAUGAUUUAACAGAAGUAAUUCCAGAUAAGAGUAAAAUUAUAAUAGAAGAAGUUAUACCUAAAAGAACAACCAGAAAAGCUAAAAGAAAAAAAGCAGAAGAAAUUGAGAUUGAAAUUCCUAAAAGGAAAAGAUCGCAAAAGAAAUCUCAAGAGAAAGAAUCAUCAGUUAAAUUUGUAGUUAAAAAGAAAGAGAAACGUUUAAAGAAGAGUAAAAUUAAAAGGGAAGAAGAUUAUAAAGAGUUUGAGAAGAAAUAUGACUUCCAAGUGAAGUGUUUGACAGAAGAGGAGAUGGUGGAAGAUAUGGAGAGGAGAAAGUUGUCUGAUAAGGCCAUUAAGGGUGUGGUGAAGUGCCAGCUGUGCUAUAAAGGGUUUAUGAAUAAUACUACUUUGGAGAAUCAUAUGAAGAUUGCACAUGAUCCGUCCGUGGGUUCGAACGAGUGCCACCUUUGCCAUUGUCGCUACAGGUUCGCUGUGAAUCUCCGGCAACAUGUCCAAAAUGCACACCAGCUCAUGUUCAAAUGCAGGCAAUGCGGGGAGAUCGUGUGGGGCGAGUCGCACGCGGUCCUCCACGCCGGCAUACACGCGGGGACGACUCUGAAGUGCCGACAUUGUGACAAACAAUUUGUGAAGAAAACGACCCGUACGACACAUAUGCGUAUGGCGCAUCCAGUAGAGAACGCAGCCGGGGGCACGUGUGAAGUGUGCGGGGAGACCUUCACGAGCCGGCGAGGUCUACGGAGCCACAAGGCGCGCACACACAACAAGCAACUGCAGCCGUCUGUGCCGGGCUUGUUCUGCCGGAAGUGCCGCGUGCAGUUCGAGUCUAAGCAGGCCCUGCAGCACCACAAGCAGCAGCAGGACGGCCAGCGCUGCCACAACAACCACAGUGCCUGCGAGCAGUGCGGCGCGCUGUACCCGACCGAGGACGAGCUGAUACGUCACAAGCACGAGGCGCAUGGCAUACAGCUUUUCACCUGCGACGCGUGCUCCAAAUCCUUCCUGUCCAAGGUGUCGCUCUCUGUGCAUAUAGAUCGCGUGCACCUGCACAUCAAGCCUGUGCGGCCCAACCGGCCCAAGCCGGCCGGCGAGCGCCGCGGAUCCAAGCCCAAGCCGAAGCAAAAGUUCAAGCUGGACAACAUGUGCGAGAUCUGCGGCAAGGCUUACUCGGUGAGUGGUCUACACACACACACACACACACAUACAACCGGCCCAAGCCGCCCGCCGCCCGGCGAGCGCCGCGAAUCCAAGCCCAAGCCGAAGCAAAAGUUCAAGCUGGACAACAUGUGCGAGAUCUCCGGCAAGGCUUACUCGGUGAGUGGUCUACACACACACACAUACAACCGGCCCAAGCCGGCCGGCGAGCGCCGCGGAUCCAAGCCCAAGCCGAAGCAAAAGUUCAAGCUGGACAACAUGUGCGAGAUCUGCGGCAAGACUUACUCGCCGGCCGGUGAGCGCCGCGGAUCCAAGCCCAAGCCGAAGCAAAAGUUCAAGCUGGACAACAUGUGCGAGAUCUGCGGCAAGGCUUACUCGCCGGCCGGCGAGCGCCGCGGAUCCAAGCCCAAGCCGAAGCAAAAGUUCAAGCUGGACAACAUGUGCGAGAUCUGCGGCAAGGCUUACUCGGUGAGUGGUUUACACACACACACACACACACACACAUACAACCGGCUCGAGUCGGCCGGCGAGCGCCGCGGAUCCAAGCCCAAGCCGAAGCAAAAGUUCAAGCUGGACAACAUGUGCGAGAUCUGCGGCAAGGCUUACUCGCCGGCCGGCGAACGCCGCGGAUCCAAGCCCAAGCCGAAGCAAAAGUUCAAGCUGGACAACAUGUGCGAGAUCUGCGGCAAGGCUUACUCGGUGAGUGUGGUUUACACACACACACACACACACACAUACAACCGGCCCAAGCCGGCCGGCGAGCGCCGCGGAUCCAAGCCCAAGCCGAAGCAAAAGUUCAAGCUGGACAACAUGUGCGAGAUCUGCGGCAAGGCUUACUCGUGCCUGGCGCUGCUGAAGACGCACCAGAUGCGUCACACGGGCGACCGGCCCUUCAAGUGCACGGAGUGCCCCAAGGGGUUCGUCACGGCCACGCUGCUCCGGGAGCACCGCGACAUCGUGCACGCGCGCCUGCGCAAGUACCGCUGCCCGGAGUGCCCCAAGACGUUCCUUCACCAGUCCUCCGUGUACGUACACCGAGCUAUCCACACCGGGGAGAAGGCGUACGAGUGCAGCUUCUGCGGAAAGGCGUUCACGCAGGCCGGCACGUUACACACACACGUCAAAUUCGUGCACAUGAAGGUCAAGCCCCCGCCGAGGCGAAGGAACAAACACUUGGACGCCUGAGUAUUGCAGAUAUCGCAGCGAUAUGGUUUUUUUUUGUAACAGCGCUUGUGUUGGUUAGGACUAGAAUCUGACUGAGGACUUUGAGUCUUCUGCUUCAUAAUUAAACUCAGUUUUUUAGACUCUUAAAAUUAAGUCCAAACUCAAGUACUUUUCAACUUGUUAGAGACCAGAGUCUUUUAUGACUUGAGUUUUAUUUUCAGAAACGCUUGAUUUUUAGCAAAUAGUUUCGAAAUGCAUUGUCUUUAAAUAUUUAAAAUCAUACAAUAACGGCUAAUUUAUUUACUGUCAUUUAGGGAAAACCUAUAAAAUUGUUGACGGAGACUUUAUUCGGAGGCUGGAGUCCUUUUGAGUUGCUCUUAAAAAAGACUUAACAAAGGACUCGACUCGGGACUUAAAAUACUCAAGAGCUGAGUGCUUCAAAUUGACU
Messenger RNA from Cydia strobilella, 3428 nucleotides. RefSeq names its product zinc finger protein 91-like. The transcript has 17 exons. Gene Ontology annotation, biological process: regulation of transcription by RNA polymerase II. The record is from RefSeq and is a predicted model, not a curated record. Gene Ontology annotation, cellular component: nucleus. Gene Ontology annotation, molecular function: RNA polymerase II cis-regulatory region sequence-specific DNA binding; DNA-binding transcription activator activity, RNA polymerase II-specific; zinc ion binding. Lineage: Eukaryota; Metazoa; Arthropoda; Insecta; Lepidoptera; Tortricidae. The coding region runs from base 137 to 3001 and encodes 954 amino acids.